Messenger RNA from Anopheles aquasalis, 567 nucleotides. RefSeq lists its product as uncharacterized. The record is from RefSeq and is a predicted model, not a curated record. Lineage: Eukaryota; Metazoa; Arthropoda; Insecta; Diptera; Culicidae.
AUGGGAAUAAUCGCGCCUAUUCGUUACAUCACUCUUUUGCUUUUGGCCUUCAACUGUCUAUCCCUGGACGGUUUGUUCACUCUCGUUGCAGUUACGAAAAAGAUGGAUCUAAAGAAUAACUACAAAUACAUAAACGUAACGGCUACCCUCAACGAGAUUGGUCCCAUCGCCAACCAUUCCAUCGAUGUCGAGAUAGAAGUAUUGAAGGAGCUGCGAGUUGUAAAGCUCUAUGGAUACUAUCACUUGGUCCUGAACGGAAGCGUUGUCCCGAAUGCUUUCUUCAGACGUACGGUUGACAUCUGCCACUUUCUGAAGCGCCCCACUUCCGACCGCCUAUACAACCUCCUUUACGUGCGACUUAAGCAAAAUAAUCGUUUGGCGGAGCGGUGCCCCAUGCCACCGGGUCAUUACUACAUACGCGGCUUCCGUCCUUCAAGCGUCGAAAUCCCCGGCUUUCUGCCAGAAAACGAUUUCCUUCUCAAGCAAGUUUACCAAAUCGGCAUAAACAACGAACCUCUUGUAGUUCAUAACUUCUACGGAAGGUUCGUGAGGUUGACCAGCGAUUGA